This is a messenger RNA of Mesocricetus auratus (golden hamster), 996 nucleotides long. RefSeq names its product mitochondrial ribosomal protein L47 (gene Mrpl47). The coding region runs from base 479 to 901 and encodes 140 amino acids. The record is from RefSeq and is a predicted model, not a curated record. Gene Ontology annotation, molecular function: structural constituent of ribosome. Gene Ontology annotation, cellular component: mitochondrial ribosome; mitochondrial large ribosomal subunit. NCBI's taxonomy places the organism in Eukaryota, Metazoa, Chordata, Mammalia, Rodentia, Cricetidae. Gene Ontology annotation, biological process: mitochondrial translation. The transcript is spliced from 7 exons.
CUGGGUGGGUCGGCAGGGACGUUUCCGAGGAGUCGCUCUGGGGACGGACGACCGUGCCGGGCGUGAGACAGAAGGGAUUGAUUGGGACCGUCGGGCUCCGACCCCGAUUGCCACGCAGCUACUAAGUGAUGAGAGUCGACAGAAGGUGUUUCUGCGAGCGUGAGAAAGAGACAGCUUCCUCUUCGUUGACACUUGCCCACACCAGCCGAGUUUUGUAACUGAAGGAAGCAACCCAUGUUUGGUUCUGGUUUCUCUUAGUUUAUUGCAUAAGAACACACCACAUGUCACAUCUUUUCUUCAGUGUAAAUUACUUCACACCACGUUGUCAAGGAAAGGACUAGAAGAAUUUUUUGAUGACCCGAAGAAUUGGGGAGAAGAAAAGGUCAAAUCUGGAGCUUCGUGGACCUGCCAGCAGCUAAGGAACAAAAGUAAUGAAGACUUACAUAAACUUUGGUAUGUCCUUCUGAAGGAAAGAAACAUGCUUCUAACUCUAGAGCAGGAGGCCAAGCGACAGAGAUUGCCAAUGCCAAGUCCAGAGCGGUUGGAAAAGGUUGUUGAUUCCAUGGAUGCCUUAGAUAAGGUUGUUCAGGAGAGGGAAGAUGCUCUAAGGCUUCUUCAAACCGGACAAGAAAAGGCAAGACCUGGUGCUUGGAGAAGGGACAUCUUCGGACAAAUUUUCUGGCACAAAUUCAAGCAGUGGCCUAUACCUUGGUACCUAAAUAAAAAACACAACAGGAAACGGUUCUUCACGAUGCCUUAUGUGGAUCGCUUUAUCAGACUGAGAGUUGAGAAACAAGCUCGAAUUGAAGCAAGAAAGAAAAGCUUACAGAGAAAGAAAGAAAGAAUUCUGCAGGCAAAGUUCCCACAUCUAUCUGAAGACCGGAAGUCAAGUACUGUCUAGGAUGACAUCAGAAGUGCGGUUCUGGUCUUGCAGUCUGGGUCCUGAUGUGAAUGUCUGUUAAGCAGUUUAUUAAAGAAAUGCUCUUGUUCAAAUGA